AUGACUCCUCCUCCUCAAGGAGAUCUAGGCAAGCAUGAUGUGUUCGUGAGUUUUAGAGGAGCAGACACCCGUUAUAACUUUGUCAGCGUUCUUCAUCGUGAACUGGUGGAUAGAAAUGGGAUUGAGACAUACAUUGAUAAUAGACUUGGUGGAGGAGAAGAGAUCGAGGCAGCCCUCUUGAAAAAGAUCGAAGAAUCGCUGAUUUCACUAGUCAUUUUCUCCAAAAACUAUGCAGACUCUACUUUCUGUUUGAGGGAACUCGCAAAGAUUCUGGAGUGCAAGGAAACGAAAGGCCAGAUUGUUAUACCGGUGUUCUACCAAGUUGAUCCGACUGACAUCCAGGAGCUGCGAGGGAGCUAUGCUGAUGGACUUGCUCAGCGUGAAGGAGAAUGCAAUGCUGAAGAGGUGGAAGGUUGGAGACAUGCAUUGAAAGAGAUAGCCAAUCUUAAGGGCUGGGAUUCCAACGUCAUUAAGCAUGAUACCAUGCUAGUAGACACAAUUGUUGAUGACAUUCAAAAGAAGCUACAUCAGAUGCCCUCAUUGGUUUCACCCUCAACCGAUGCAAAACGCUUGGGAACUGAAACAGUUCAAGCCAUAUCCCUAGACAUGUCGAAAAUUCAAGAGAUGAAGUUGAGUCCUAGAGUCUUCAAACAGAUGUGCAAUCUUAGAUUGGUUGAAUUCUACUUUCCUGAAAUGGGUGAUUAUGAAAUCUCUAGACGAGAAAGCGAAUUACUUUUUCCUAAAGGCCUUGAAUUUCUUUCGAAAAGGCUAAGAAUUCUUCGUUGGGAUUGUUGCCCUUUAGAAUCUAUGCCAUCAAAGUUUUGUCCAACAAAUCUAGUUCAACUCCAAAUGCGGAAUAGCAGUAAUCUUGAACUUUGGAAUGAAGUUUCGCCUCUUAUGAAUUUGAAGCAGUUGGAAGUCACUGGGUCCAGCAAGCUGACCACAAUUAAUGAAGUCUUGUCUAAAGCCCCUAAUCUUGAGAUUCUAAAUCUAGCUGGCUGUGAAGAACUCAGAAUUCUAGACUUGUCUGCAGUCCCAAAUAUUGUGGUUCUAGAUCUGAGUUCCUGUAUAAGUUUGGAUAAGGUUCCCACCUCAAUCAAAAAUUGCACGAAGCUUACUAGACUCUAUCUUAGAUAUUGUGAUAGUCUUCGUACUUUGUGCGCAGAAAUUGGGCAUCUCUUUCAACUUGUUGAAUUAGAUAUACAUGUUUGUAGCAAUCUUGAGAGUCUACCAAGCAGUAUUGGACAGUUGAAAUGUCUCAAAAAGCUUAAUCUUAAUGGUUGCUCAAAGCUAGCAAUGGUUCCCGACAGCAUUGGCUCUUUGGUUUCAUUGAGAAAGCUGGAUUUAUCGUACACAAAUAUCGAUAGAGUACCUGUAAGCAUUAAACAACUUUCUGACCUGAAGACACUUUACUUGGUUUACUGUGAAAGGCUUCGGUGUUUACCAGAGCUUCCAUCAAGUCUACAGAGCUUACAUGCAAAGGGAUGCAGCUCUCUAGAAUCAGUAGCAAGCAUAUUCACAGAAGCUGAGAAUGAUGACUAUGAAGUUGAUUCCGAGGAUUUCGAUUUUACUAAUUGCUUGAAUUUGUGUGAGGACGCUCGGUUAACAAUUAUAGCUGGUGCCAAGUUGAGAAUUCAACGCAUGGCAACAUCUCUAUCCAAACAGGAAUAUUCUGGUGAGCCAAUUGGAUUUAGAUUGAGCGUCCCAGGAGAUAGAGUCCCAAAAUGGUUCAGCUAUAAAAGCAAAGCAGGAUCUUCAUCAGUAAAAAUCAAACCGCAUUGCUACAGUGCCACUGAUCAGGAGUUAUUAGGUUUUGCUUUUUGCAGCGUCGAGCCUCGCUGGACUGUAGAUAUUGGAUGUGAAUGUGAAUGUCAUUUGAUAACUGAAUCUGGAACCCGAGAGCUUCGUUUCUCCUACGAUCGACGUGGUAAAUUGGCAAUGGAGAUGUUAGCAACUUCAUGGCCGAUCAAGUGGGACUAUGGCAAGGAUGAUGGGAGAAAGGGCCGGAAAGGAGAGAAGGGAUCAGCAAGGGGCCUAGCAAACCCUCCUAAAACAUUAGUCAAGGAAGAAUGA
Molecule: messenger RNA, 2073 nt
Organism: Dovyalis caffra
Lineage: Eukaryota; Viridiplantae; Streptophyta; Magnoliopsida; Malpighiales; Salicaceae
Source: the annotation of a GenBank genome assembly